AUGGUCUUAGAAAAUCAUCCAGAAAAAAAUAAAGAACAUUCAAAAGGGAAUAGUAAAAAGACAUGGGAAGUAAUUAAAGAAGUUACAGGGAAAAAGCAAUUACAUAAAAGCACUAUUCUAAAUAGAAUAAAGCUUAAUUCGAACAGAGAAAUAUUUGAUAAGAAAGAAAUAGCUGAAAACUUCAACAAAUUUUUUAUAAACAUAGGAAAAGAAUUAGCAGCUGAUAUAACUCCUGGAAAUAAUUUUAAAAAAACUCACUAUGUAAUGGAUGAGUCGGAACUGUCUCUAAAUGAACUUCAGGCAUCCUUUAAUGCGCUUAAAAUAAAUAAAAGUGCCGGGUUUGACGAUAUUAAUGUUAAUGUUCUUAAAGCUGUUUUUGAUGCUAUUAAAUUACCUGUUUUGUUUAUCUUCAAUCUUUCAAUUACAACUGGUAUUUUUCCUUGUCAAUUAAAAAUAGCAAGAGUAGUCCCCGUAUACAAAAAUGGUGACGAUUCUAUACCAUCUAACUACAGACCUAUAUCUAUUCUUUCUUGUUUUUCAAAGUUGCUUGAGCGUAUUAUAGUUAUCUUGAAAAACAUAAUAUCUUAUUCAGCAAACAGUUUGGUUUCCGGAAAGGGCAUUCAACACAUCAUGCAGUAA
Hydra vulgaris (swiftwater hydra) is the source of this 639-nucleotide messenger RNA. NCBI's taxonomy places the organism in Eukaryota, Metazoa, Cnidaria, Hydrozoa, Anthoathecata, Hydridae. The record is from RefSeq and is a predicted model, not a curated record.